Molecule: messenger RNA, 3689 nt
Organism: Aedes albopictus (Asian tiger mosquito)
Lineage: Eukaryota; Metazoa; Arthropoda; Insecta; Diptera; Culicidae
Gene: C15
Product: T-cell leukemia homeobox protein 3
Exons: 5
Coding region: 703-1725 (340 amino acids)
Biological process (GO): animal organ development; regulation of transcription by RNA polymerase II
Cellular component (GO): nucleus
Molecular function (GO): RNA polymerase II cis-regulatory region sequence-specific DNA binding; DNA-binding transcription factor activity, RNA polymerase II-specific
Source: RefSeq, a predicted model, not a curated record
UGAGAUCGCAUCAACCAAUCAGCAGAGUGAACUCAUCGUUUGUUUGGUUUGUUUACUUUUCUUUCGAACGAUUUUCUUUCCAGAGGGCGUGGCUUUCGGCGAUGCUGGAUGUGUGAUGCAGCAGAAGCAUGAUGACAACCUGAAACGACAAACAGUUGUACAAUCACCGUUCUUCGGUUACAGUGCUUUGAUUGCCUUCUGUGCGCAACCGUUCUUUUCGCCUUCGAGGUCCGUGAGCGGUGUCCGUUCAGCGUGAGCGCGUUAACGAAAUCACAGUGAUAAAGUUUUAACCGUCUGUUGUCACUGCUUUUUACCUGAGUUCGGUCGCGGUUGCUGGAUGCAAAAGACGCAUUCGCGGUUGUUGGAUGAUAAAACUUGAAGAGCUAUUAAUUGAGUGAGCGAUUGUUAAUUUUGGAGUGAAUCGAAGAGAUACGAUUUGAGGAUUUAGUAUGCACUUUGCUGAAUAACUAAUGAUAUAUUCGAUUUGAAAUUCUACAAAACAAGUUUGGGAAGUGGUUUGAUGACCUGUGAGUUUAUUAUUGUGGGUGUUUUGGUUUAACAAAAAAAAAAAGAAAUGUGAAUAGCGACGCAAAUUACAGCAAGAAGAAGAAACAAGUGAUAAAACUCCCGACGGAAAAUUGGUUGUGUGUUUUUGUGAAGUGAAGUUUUGGAAAAUUUAGCAAAAUUCCGCCGCUAUCGAUAAUGUCGUCUGCAACCCACGAGGAUGAUGAUCUGGACCACGAACAGGAGAUCAACGUGGAUGCGGACUCGGAUUCACACUCUCGAAUGUCCUACAACAGCAAUGGGUCAGAGGAUAUAGAUCUUGAUGGAGAUGGCAACGGAAGCUCAUGUUACGACGAAUCGGAUAUUGUGAGUGACCAUCAAACUCCUUCGGAACCCACGACGCGAUCCCCCAACGAGAACCUGCCCUUCAGCAUAUCGAGGUUACUGUCAAAACCUUACGAUAGCCAUAAAGACAAAGACAUUUCCGAGGAUAGUGACAGUCAGAAAAACGAAAAUCACAUCACUGCCGGAGGGCUUCAGUACACGGCCGGCGCCCUCUACAGCUACCCAAUCUAUCCACCCGGCCAUGUGCUACGAGUGCCUCCCCAGCGGGGUCCCUGCAAUCCGCUGUCAUGGUCACUGCCUCCGCUACAUCCGGCAGCUCUGGCCCACCAAGCCGUCAAGGACAGACUGGCCGACAUUCAUCAUUUGAACCAUUCCAUAGUUCAUAUCGUAAACAGUUGUUCUAAAAUGACUAACGCUGAACUCGGAAGUCAUUUAACGUCCACCGGAGCAGCAUUCCCCAUCGCCCGCCGAAUCGGCCAUCCAUACCAAAAUCGAACGCCACCGAAGCGGAAAAAGCCGCGCACCUCGUUCACCCGGAUCCAGGUCGCCGAGCUGGAAAAACGGUUUCACAAACAAAAGUACCUAGCAUCCGCCGAGAGGGCAGCACUGGCGCGAGGACUGAAAAUGACCGAUGCCCAGGUCAAAACGUGGUUCCAGAAUCGGCGGACUAAAUGGAGGCGCCAGACAGCGGAAGAACGUGAAGCGGAACGUCAGGCGGCAAAUCGUUUGAUGCUGUCUCUACAGGCAGAGGCGCUCAGCAAAGGAUUUGGUCAGCCUCCUCCAUCGGCAGCGCCGCCCAAUGCUGCUCCAGGAGCCCCUCUAGCCGCCCUGCAUGGUUUACAACCGUGGGCUGAAGCCCAUACAGCAGGGUGCUGAAAUGAAAGCACAAACAUUUGGGCAGAGAUUCUGAAGCACAAUCUCUAAAUGAAAAGGCGAAGAUACGGAAAGUUAGUAACGAAAAACAUUCUUUGUGAUAUAAAAAUAGGCGACAAAGCAGGCAUUUUUAGUUGACGUGAAGAGAAGCAACAGAGCAAAUAAUAGCUUUAUUGAAACUUUGUGGAAUCACUAAGGUGUACUGUAUUCACGACUGUAUUUCGUGUUGUUUAUAAACAAUCUCCAUAUUUCCUUUUAAGCUUCUCACCCGUUAAGUUUUACUUUAAUUUUCUUUGAAACAACUGGCAAGAGUACUUAUAACUAUUCCUAAUGAAAGCUAUGUAUGUGAUUCAAUAAAAUCAUUCCGCGGAACACAUUUUUUAGUUUUUCAAAAGAGUUUACUGCAAGAUAUAUCAAACAAAUUGAACAUUUUAAUUUGAAAAUUCGAGUUGUUUUUAAUACAUUCAAAGCUUUUUUUUUAGAAUAACUCAUCCUCAAAAAAGACAUAAAACUUUUUAAUGUCAUAUUCACAUUUUCUAAACGCCAACCUUCAAUCUACUUGCAAGGUAACGGAAAACGAAUCGUUUUUGAUGACAAUCUGUUGUUUCUUUUUGGGCAGGAACGAGAUACUUCGCAAGUUCCUUUAAAUUGUAAAUUUGUGUAAAUAUUUAAAACUAGUAAAUAAACCAGCAAGAGUUUAUCUUAUUGUGUAAGAUAAUUUAGUAUCCAUAUAAAUAGUUAAACAUGAAGAUAUUAUACAUAAUGUACUCAAUAAUUUUCAUAAAAAAAACGCGUUGGCACUUAUGUCAAAUGUACAACUUUAUAGAAAUCAUCUUUCCAUGAAACAGUAUUGAACGAGGUAUAAUUUCUGCGUUUUAUGUUGUAGUAUUAUGAAUUUUAAAUGGUUUAUCAUCAUACAAUAUUUGCCAAUGAACAAAACAGCUUCGCAUGCAAUUUAUCAACAACAUAUACAAAAAACAGGCUGAAAUGUAAGAUAACAAAUACAUAUAAUUCAACACCUUUCACAGAAAGCGUAAUGUAAAAUAAGACAAAAAAUGAUAAGAACUAACAAUACAAGAGGUAAACCAUGUAAAUAUUUUCCCACCAGCGCAGAAGAAUCAAGGCACAUCAAAGCAAAACAAAAUAAUGCAACAAAAAGCAGUAAUUAAUAAGCAUUUCCUUUCCAUAUGAGUGAACUCAUUUUCAGCCUGAACCUUUCAUUUAGACCAACUUCUUCACAUCAUGAAACUCUCAAAUUGAAGGGAUUAAGCCCGCUGAAAAGAUAACGACAUGCGAAAAGUGAACUAAGUUUAAAAUAAUUAAUAAAACCGUACCAAAACAUACCAUACGCGUACAUUUUUCGUCGAGAGAAAUUAAUCAAAAUAAACCCACCGUCUUAAUCCUUACAGCACGAACUGAGGUGAGAUUUAAUGCUGCUCCCAAUUAAAAGGUCCCUCCGCAUGAAAGUCGUUUUGUAUGUCAAUUCGAUGUGGAAUCAGGAUUUCUGCGAGGUUUUUUCUUCACUCAAAAAUGUGGAGUGUCUUCCAAUAAAAGUAAAGGUAAACGGCAUUCACUGUCAGUGAUGUGAACGUUGUCAGCAGCAUUAUUCAAUUAUCCAGCUCAAUUUAGUUGCACAAAUCCCAGGGGAACUACUAAAUAAAAUUUAAUCUGCUAGUGCUCUGGCAUACAACCCUCAAAACAAGUGCCAAAUCCCACCACCAACGCCCACGGAGGCACUUGACAUCAUGCUGGGAAAAUUCAUCGGUAGUUCAGCUAACAAGGCACGCAUUAUCUCACCCUCCUGGUGCACUGUUUCGCUUCGAUGUCACCAACUGGUAAAUGGCUCAAUAAGGAGAGGCCAGCCGUUAUCCAUUAAAGAUUACAAUCACUCGAUAUGCAUCUGAUUUCACGGAGAUAAGAGGAACCAAACGCCCCUUGCACAACAAACAGAAGCUCAUACCUUAUUC